CCUAAUAAAUAAAGUGAUCAUUGAGUUAGUGUUACUAGAACCUUGGUCUGCUAGCUUUGUUUCUCUCAUUCACAUUCAUGGGUUCUGGGCUUCCAGAUCUUGGAUAAUAUUCUGUACCAGCUGCGUCUGGAGGGGAGCUACAGCAAUUUUGGUCUGGGGCAUGGAACCUCUGUGUGAGUUUUGUUGGGCUGUGAUAGCUGUGGUUUAUUGCAAGUCAGAUUGUGCUCGUCUCUGCUUGCAUUGCGAUGGCUGUGUGCACUCUGCAAAUUCUCUGUCUCGCAGGCAUUCGCGUUCUCUCCUUUGUGAUAAGUGCUAUUCCCAGCCAGCAGUGAUACGUUGCAUGGAUCAUAAGUUGUCCUCGUGUCAAAGUUGUGACUGGAACCCGACUGCUUGUUUUGCAGCGGGACAUAGGCGCCUCACGUUGAAUUGUUACAAUGGUUGUCCUUCUUUGUCGGAGUUUUCUAGGAUGUGGUCCUUUGUGUUUGAUGAUAGUUCCUCACAAGCUGGUUGGGAAUCUGUUAGCACUUUGCUAAAAAGUGAUAGCUGCACUAGCCUGGAGCAACCUGAUCACAAUGGUGGUUCCUUUAGUUUGGUGAUUGAGAAGUUGGAUGAAAUUGAAUCUUGUGUCAGAUAUGAACCUUGGAUGGGGCAACCUCACAUCAUUCCUUCAAAUCCAAAUUACACACCGUACUGCAAGGAAGAAAGAUUUUUCCUAGCUCAGGACUCAAACCAGCCAAAGACGCAGGAGUGUACUGAUCGAGGAACUGGUGAUGGGAAUGGACUCUCUGAAGGUCUCAAUGUGGACAGAGCUCCAAUAAAUUUUGAAAGUGCUGAAGAAAUAUUUGGCUGUUCACAAGCUGCCACUAGAUACCCUCUUGAAGAUGGAGGAGUGGACUGUCUAUUGAUGGAUAAAAAAUUAUCAGUCACCGAAUCUAGUUCACUUAUUGAGAGUGCCUUAGAGGCAUCAUCAUCAAUUCAACAAGAUUGUGUGGCUUUUCAGUCAUCUAGGACACCUGGAUCAGUUAGUAUGUUGCAGGUUAUGAACAGUAACACAAACUGUGCACUUAUGAAUCCUAGCAGCACUGGAAACAUCAGUCUGGGAUUUUCUCAGGGUCAAGUUCAUUCAAGCAUACCUCUUCAAUUAGGCAACAUUGUGGGUGAAAAUAGUUCUACUGAAUAUCAAGACUACGGGAUAUCGCCAAUGUUUCUGCCGGGUGAAAUCCCCUGGGAAUCAAAUAUGGAGGGUACAUGCCCACAAGCAAGGGAUAAGGCUAAAAUGAGAUACAAUGAGAAAAAGAAAACUCGAACGUACGCACCUUUAAUUCUCUACAUAUUUUAUGGUUUGGUAAGCAAAUAAGAUAUGCAUCUCGGAAAGCAAGGGCCGAUACUAGAAAACGUGUGAAAGGUAGAUUUGUUAAAGCAGGCGAAGCAUAUGAUUAUGACCCUCUUGUGACAAGGGAGGUCUAAGAAUAUUAUCUGCAUGAAAGAUAUGCUUUUUCUGACUGGUUAGUCUGUCAUUGGACGUUGUAAGUACAUUGCAUUCUUUUCAAGGGAUGUUUUGUUUAUAACCUGAAAGCAGAUAGAUAAUUAUUCAAAACUUGACUGCUUGGGUGAUUGAUACAGAUUUAUUAGAGAUUUUAACAGGUUAGUAUUUAGAAGAUAAAAAAGAUAUGUAAUUGGGAAUUGCACAGGAAGGGAUUGACAUUGCAUUUAAUUAUACAUAGGAACAAAGAAGAGCCCAACGUUUGAACAGAUUUCAAAAACAGCAUCACGGUCACUAUGAAUUCAGAUAAACACACGGGGCCUACAUUUGCUUCCUUGCUUUAAGAGGAGAUGUACAUAGUUAUCCACACCUGAAUUUGAAAGGUGAGACACUGUUAUGUGUAAACACCGUCUAGAAUAAAAGGAAAACUGGUGUUUGGCAAGCAACUAUAGUCAACCUCACAUUGUCUGCUGUCAGUUUGGUCCUUCCUCAAAGAGAUCCUUCACACGACAAUAUUCUGUCAUCCUAAGCCAUUGUUCAAGAACAACACCUAUCAAAAAAAUUCUUCAAGAACAACACCAUAAAAAAAUCAUUCAAGAACAACUACACCAUAAUUUGGAACAUCUUCGUUUCUCCCAUUUUCAUCAGAUUAGUGAGCACGAUCACCUAUGGAUUGAGAUGCCAUUGUUGUUCUUGACUUGCUGGAAGCCAGUUUCACUUUGCCUCAACUAUUUCAUUGCUUCUAUGACUCUAUUUUCUGAGGAUGAUACUUGCUUCUUUAAUAACUGUACAAAGUACAAACUUUUCUCAAGGGAAGUUUGUUUAGGUUACUUCUCCAUUAUUUUCCGGGUUUCUAUCUGCCUUUUCAUGGUAUGGUGCAGAAGUACUGAAAUACAAUAAAUUUUCUCAUCAUAAUAAAGUAGUUAUGGGAUUUUCCAUUUCUG
Molecule: messenger RNA, 2427 nt
Organism: Vigna angularis (adzuki bean)
Lineage: Eukaryota; Viridiplantae; Streptophyta; Magnoliopsida; Fabales; Fabaceae
Product: zinc finger protein CONSTANS-LIKE 12
Exons: 6
Coding region: 161-1357 (398 amino acids)
Molecular function (GO): protein binding; zinc ion binding
Source: RefSeq, a predicted model, not a curated record